Molecule: messenger RNA, 5563 nt
Organism: Hemicordylus capensis (graceful crag lizard)
Lineage: Eukaryota; Metazoa; Chordata; Lepidosauria; Squamata; Cordylidae
Gene: NPTX1
Product: neuronal pentraxin 1
Exons: 5
Coding region: 203-1570 (455 amino acids)
Biological process (GO): axonogenesis involved in innervation
Cellular component (GO): plasma membrane; neuron projection
Source: RefSeq, a predicted model, not a curated record
GCGCGCCAUUAUCAGACUUGGUCAAUACCUCCGGGACCCUCUACUUUUACUUAGGCCAUCUUAAACAGGAGACAUGAUGGUCACAAGGCAAUUAAACAGGGAUUCCACCCCAUUAUGACGUCAAUGGCGUGGUAGCCCCGCCCGCUCCUUAUAAAAGGAGCCCGCGUACCGCAGUCGGCUCAGCAGUUCGGUGGACAGUUCCAUGGUGCUGAAAGUAAGCCCAGGGUUUCGGGGCUCCGCGUCUGUUGGAAACUUUGCCCCAGCCAUGUUUGCAGGAGUUCGGUGCAGCCUCGUGUUGGCUUCUUUUUUAUUCCUGAGAGGAUGCGCCCAGAAUUUCGGGCAGACUCGGUUUAUCUGCACCUCGGUGCCGGUGGAUAUGGACAUGUGCACUUCUUCCAUGCAGAGCGGCGGCAGCACAGAGGACCUGAAGACCACCGUGUUACAGCUCCGGGAAACGGUGCUUCAGCAAAAGGAGACCAUCAUGAACCAAAAGGAAACCAUUAGGGAACUGACCACUAAGCUGGGCAGAUGUGAGAGCCAGAGCUUGCUGGAGACAGUCCCCAACGAAUCCAAAACGGGUGGGGGCUCCAACAGAAAGCAGACCGGCUCUUCCAAAAACACCAUGGGAGAUCUCUCCCGGACUCCAGCUGCCGAGACCUUGAGCCAACUUGGACAAACUUUGCAGUCACUUAAAACAAGGCUAGAAACCCUGGAGCAAUUCAGUAGGAUGAAUUCUUCGAGCCAGACCAAUUCCCUGAAGGAUAUACUUCAGAAUAACAUUGAUGACUUGGAGAAGCAAGUGUUGUCCCGAAUUAACAGCUUGGAAGAAGGAAAGUACAAUCCCAAGAAUGAGUCUGAAGAAAGAGGGAAAAUAGAAAGCACUUUAACUUCCCUUCACCAAAGGAUCAGUGACCUAGAGAAAGGUCAGAAGGACAACAGGCCAACAGACAAGUUUCAGCUGACUUUCCCCUUGAGAACUAACUACAUGUAUGCCAAGGUGAAGAAAAGCCUGCCAGAGAUGUAUGCCUUUACCAUUUGCAUGUGGAUAAAAUCCAACGCCUCACCAGGUGUAGGUACACCCUUCUCCUAUGCAGUACCUGGACAAGCCAAUGAACUGGUGCUUAUUGAGUGGGGCAACAAUCCGAUGGAGAUUCUUAUCAACGACAAGGUAGCAAAGCUCCCAUUUGUCAUUAAUGAUGGAAAAUGGCACCACAUCUGCAUCACAUGGACAACCCGGGAUGGUGUCUGGGAGGCUUAUCAGGAUGGCACACAACGAGGCAAUGGAGAAAACUUGGCCCCUUAUCAUCCUAUCAAACCACAAGGGGUCCUUGUCCUAGGACAGGAACAGGAUACCCUUGGCGGUGGAUUUGAUGCCACCCAGGCAUUCGUGGGGGAAUUGGCUCAUUUCAACAUCUGGGACCGAAAACUCACCCCAGGAGAGAUUUACAACCUGGCCACUUGCAGCACCAAAGCCCUGUCAGGUAGUGUCAUAGCCUGGUCUGAGACCAACAUUGAUAUUUAUGGUGGAGCCACCAAAUGGACAUUUGAAGCUUGUCGUCAGAUCAACUAAAAGUGCUGCUCUUCCCUCCCUCCCAUUCCAAAUCCAUUUAACCCUUGGUUAACAGACAUUCGCCCCACCCAGGAAUGAAUUAUGGACAAAUCUGUUUCCCUUCUUUCUUCUGUCUCUUUUCCCCCCUUCUUCCUUUCCUUUUAAAAUUCUGUUUGUUGUUCUAAAGCAUCAAUCAUGUUUUUUGUCUAGGAGACUUGGACCAAGUUUCUUAGACAACUUUAAGGCAACUUGGAACUUUGCAAUCUGACAAGUAGGGGAGAGGGUUCAUUGUCCCCCCCCCCGCCUCCCUCCUUUCUUUUGUCCCACUCCCCUCUGGAUUGAGACUUGAUUAUCUUUUCAUUUUGCUUUAUGAAGUCUCAUCAUGAACGGUCUGAUUUUUCUGGCUUGCCAACUUCGUUUCGAAGCCUGAGUGCCUUUGGGCUGGUGCGACUCUUUCAGCACAUUUGUCUUCAUUUGCAUAUACUUUUUAAAGGAUAUCUCUAUAUUCCUACUCUACUCGAUGUCUUUUAAGCAGCCAUUCACCUGUGGGCAGAUUUUUAUUUUCUAUUUUGUAUUACAAAAAAUAAUAAUAUUUGAGUGAUAGCAGGUUCAAAUGCUUUUGAAUGACACAUGAUGGUGGCUUGACUGUGGGUUAAGGAAGAUUUGGGGUGGGGGUAGAACUGUUUUCUUAGCUUUUCCAGGGCCCCCAUAGCCUCCCCCCAACUGUGUACAUUCCUGGCUAUGGACAGAGCACAACAGAGCCAUCUUUGCCCUUCAGGGCACACACAUGUGAGACUCAGGAGCAUUGCCAGGCCAAGUAUUCUAGACGGUUUGUCCAGAUCCUGGGAUAUUUGUAGGAGUAUUUGUCUCAUCUGUUUGAAUGGAGCUGCAGAACAGCUCCCUUCCCUACUCUGCCUUCAUUUUGCUGUAUAGCCUAAAGGAGCUGCCUCUGUUAGCCAUCACAGAACCUCUGCCUAGUCCAGAGUCACUUCCUUGCACAGGCAUUAGUUAUGGCUUCUCUCAAAACUCUGUGACCUGAAGAUAGUAGAGAAUUCCCUGAUUCAUUCCAUUCUCUCUCCCUUCUCAGUUCUGCAGUAAGCUCUUAAAUUGCCUUCUCCUCCAAAGGUAAAGCAUCUUGGACCUCCCACAGAACAUUUGGCUGGGAGAAGGGAAUCUUCCUCCCCAUCCCAUAUUUCCUUAUGAGACAGUCCCUCAUCAAUGCUCCUUUUUCUCUCUCACUAAGAGCCAUAAACCUGAAGGGCUGCGGGGGGCGGGGGGGCGGGGGGGCUGUCAGCUGCAAAGCAUGCUGUUGCAGUCUGAUUUCCAUGGCCACACUGCUGAGCUGAGAUUUUUGCCUUUUAAAUACAAAUUGGGUUCAUUGCAGGUGGCAGGAUGUAUAGUGCGAUGAGCCUUGCCUGCCCUAUGCUCAUUGGACCCAGUGGGAUUUGAGGUAUACUUUGCUUUCAUAAAGGUUAAGAGUCCUUCCUUUUUGAAGGGAAUAAAGGAACUGUUUGAGAGAGGUGGGUUUAUAUAUAUAGGAAAAAAGCAAAUGGGAAAGGAAGCAGAAUAAAGGGCAAACCCUGGUUUUGCUCCAAAGCCCUAGGGGAUUAAAACAAGGAUGUGGCCUCUCCACACAUCUGUUUGCUCAACAAUCAGCAAAGAGCCUGCACUAUAUUUUUAAAGCAACACAAGGGAUGCCUAAUGAACUGUAUGAAUGUGUGGAGCCCUGCACAAACCUCUCUGAAGGAGAAAAGUGCAUUUCUUUUUCUAAUAUAGUCAGACUUGUUUGUAACUUGAAAGGUAUCAACUAUCUGAGAAGGUAUAGCUGUUGGCCUUUCUCAUGGGGACUGUGGUUCGGUUGGGAGAGUGCCUCUUUCCCCACCUUUAGUGGCAACUGGUUGCCUAGUGCUGUGUUGUUUCAGUGAAGUGUGUUGGUUCUGUCCCAGUUUGUGGCACCCUUAGAUUUCCUGCAGGCUUACAGAGGAGGCAAGGGGUGCACUGUUGUUUCUUGCAUGUUUCAGUAGGUGCCUCAAUCGUGUUUUACCUGGUCUAAUGCUUGCCUGCUUGCAUGGGCUACUGCAGAGCUGUGGGGGUUUACUGAGCGAUAGUUCAUGCUAUAAAAAACAGUCAUCUGAGCACAUUCAUAGAGGACAGGUGUGGCUGAAAAAAGGUGACUAGGGAUGCAGCGUUCUUCCCUGUGAUAAACAGCACUACACCUUUUAAAAUCAUAUAUUUAAAAAUCCCAUGUAAAACCUUGGUGAUUAUUAAAUCAGUGGGAACAUUCCCUUCAGCCCCAUCUUUAAGCCCUGGGCACCCAGAACUCUCAGUUCAGCAAUUGAGCUGUCCCCAAAGGCAGCAGUGGAAGCCGUCCUUUAACCACCUCUGCCUUGCAACGUACACUGUGCUGUCGGAUCAGUCCUACUGACACUUACCAAACUGGAUGUGCUUGGAGCUGUCCCUUCAGUACCACUGUGGAUGGUCCUUUCUACUCCAGGCUUACUGGGAGUUGUACUUCCAUCACCAGGUUGUUCUAGAGAAUGUGGAGUAAAGAACUGACUCACCCAAACCAAGCCUUCUGCAUAAUAUGAUUGAUUUCCCUCUUGUGCGUAAUAAUACAUGCCUCUCUCAGGUAAUGUCCUUUGAUGAAAACAAAAAGACCACUGCACAAGCAGCGUGUUUGCCUAAAUAUGGUCUGACAGUUCCCAAAGGCCUCCUCCUAAAGAAAUGAUUCACUGGCCAUUUACACCGAUGUAGUUCCAUUGAAUACUAGAAGGCUACAUCAGUUUAGGAAGUCAAUGAAUCAUCUUUUGGCACUGGAUCCUAAACAUGUGUAACUAAAAAGUAAGUUCUAUUCACUUUUAUCGAGCUUACUUGCAAACAGUGUUUAGAAUCUCCGCUUAAGUGUCAUAGCCAUUGAAAUACCUUUUACUGUCCCUUGAAAGUUUAGUUACUGUUUGAAAUGUAAGCAUUUCUGCUUUUGUAAACUAAAAAAAAAAAAUCUUGUUGUAAAAGGAGUUUACUACCAAGAAAAGUAUUUUUUAUUAGAAGAGAAUAUAUAGGAAAUGAACUGAUAUUCCUGAAAAAAAUACUUUUAAGCUGCAAAUGAAGGAAAAAAGAAUGACAAAGCUUAUUUUGAAAUAGAUAAUAUUUUAUAUGGUUUCUUUUUUUAAAAAAAAGAACUCCUGGUUUGUACUAAUAGACUGAAGCCAUCACCCCUUUAAACAAUAUUCCCCUCUACCUUCCCAGUAAAGAAGUUUUUCCAGACUGGGGGAGGAAAGGGAGGGAUUAAGGACAAGCUCAUGAGGCUUAAUGAGCCAUUUUGACCAAUUCUAAAGCUAUGGCAAAUGAAUAUGCAACAUGGAUAGGCAUGUAAUAGGCAGUUCAAGGAUGAUGCUGCACUAUGGGAAGGCUGCUGCUAGUCAGAGAUCUGUGGGUCAUGUGACCACCUAUAGACACAAUGCUAGAGUGCUGGGAGGGGGAAAUCUAUCUGUAAUUGACACAAACCCAACCUAGAUAUCUAUCUUUUAAAUCUCUGCUCAGGGCAGCAUAUUUUAAGCAGUGUUAUUUGAAAAUAAAAUUGUACCUUGUAAGAUCAAUCUGUUAACGAUCCUUAUUGGAAACUUUCUUGCAACUAAUAAUGAAUGUAAGUACAAUUUGAUGAAGGGGGGAAACAUGUUAAGAAAAAGAAAUCCAGUCCAAAUUGCAUGUGAUUUGCCAAAAUUAAAAAGGGUGAUAGUGAUAACAAUUGUAUAUACUGUACAGUGUGAAAGAGGAUAAAUGUUUCUGGAGUUAUCAUUCUGUUAACCAAAGCUGUAUAUUUUUCCUAUUUCUUCUAUCAGUCUUUACUGGGUUUUGAAUGAGUUGUUAUAUCUUACAUCCACAGUCCACAUCAGCAGUUCUGAAAAUGCACUGUUUCUACUGGCUCUCUUCAUGCUUCCCUCCCUCCCAUUUUAUUGCUGGAACUACAUGAAUUGUCGAAUUUAUUUUUACACAAUAAAGAGUGAUGAAAGACAA